This is a messenger RNA of Fraxinus pennsylvanica, 969 nucleotides long. The record is from the annotation of a GenBank genome assembly. NCBI's taxonomy places the organism in Eukaryota, Viridiplantae, Streptophyta, Magnoliopsida, Lamiales, Oleaceae.
AUGGAUGGUGAGAAUUUAUUCGACUUUUUUGAGGAUUCUGAGUUUGCUAUUGUAUCUAACCUUGGCGGGGGUGGGGUAAACCCGGCGUCAUCGGACGAUAUUUUCAGUAUUCUCGAGGCUUUAGACGGGGUUUCAGACUUUAAUCAGGAGUCAGUACCAGUGAAUGAAGUGGGAUCAUUGGUUUCUCAGAAGUCGAAUGCUUCAAGUGUUUUUCAGGAAUCUGAAACUGAAUUUGAAGCUUCGCCAAAAUGCAAGAAACAGAAGGUGAUUGCAACAGAUUCAACGGAAGCCGCCAUUGAUGGACAACAAAGAAUUUCUCAUAUAACAGUGGAAAGGAACAGAAGGAAGCAGAUGAAUGAGCAUUUGACUGUCUUGCGUUCUUUGACGCCUUCAUUUUAUGUUAAAAGAGCCGAUCAAGCGUCGAUAAUCGGAGGAGUCGUUGAUUACAUCACUGAACUACAGCAAGUUCUAAAAUCCCUAGAAGCCAAGAAACAAAGAAAAGCUUCCACAGAAGUUUUAAGUCCUCGAUUGGUUUCAAGUCCAAGACCCUCGCUCCUUAGUCCAAGAAAGCCUCCAUUGAGCCCCAGAUUAAACCUACCCUUAAGCCCAAAAACCCCACAGCCAAACAGUCCCUACAAAACCUGGCUACAUUCACCAACCAAUUCUUCUUCCACUUCCUCCAUCAAUGACAGUGUUAAUGAACUUGUUGCAAAUUCAAAAUCGGCAAUUGCUAACGUGGACGUCAAAUUUUCUUGUCCAAAUGUACUGCUCAAGACUGUUUCUCCAAAAAUUCAAGGCCAAACAGCGAAAAUAAUUUCUGCACUUGAAGAACUGUCCCUGGAAAUCCUCCAUGUGAAUGUCAGCACAGUUGGGGACACGAUGAGAAAUUCUUUCACUAUUAAGAUUGGAAUUGAAUGCCAGCUUAGUGCAGAGGAGCUCGCUCAGCAAAUUCAGCGAACAUUCUGCUAA